Messenger RNA from Rhodotorula graminis WP1, 2362 nucleotides. RefSeq lists its product as uncharacterized. The record is from RefSeq and is a predicted model, not a curated record. Gene Ontology annotation, biological process: regulation of transcription by RNA polymerase II. NCBI's taxonomy places the organism in Eukaryota, Fungi, Basidiomycota, Microbotryomycetes, Sporidiobolales, Sporidiobolaceae. The coding region runs from base 1 to 2334 and encodes 777 amino acids. Gene Ontology annotation, cellular component: mediator complex. Gene Ontology annotation, molecular function: transcription coregulator activity. The transcript has 10 exons.
AUGCUGGUGGUAGAGGAGGAGCAGGAAGAGGGCGAGGCGCUCGCGGAGAGCGUGAGGACGCCGAGUGGGGACCUCGCCUUCUUCCUGUCGGACUUUCUCUCGCACCCGCACGCCCCGUCCACCGCGCCCGCCCACCUCUCGUGCACCCUCGCGGCGCUCGUCGCGUGCCGGCUCGCGCACGCCCGGCGGCAGCGGCGGCGGCUGCUAUCGGGCGCAGACGAGGGCGCAGGUGAGCGUGCGGCGCUCGAGGGGCUCCCGCACGCGCUCAAGGGCGUCUUCGAGGGCCUGUCGUCGUCGCUCGGGGCGCAGGAGGCGCUUGUGAAGGCGCUGCGGGCGGUGCGGGACGGCGGGAUUGGUGGAGCGGGUGCGGGCGCCGAGGGCAUGGACGUCGACGGCGACACCCCGUCAUCAUCGUCGGCGACGUCGCGCACGUUCGACUCGCUCGUCGUCGCCCUGAGCCAGCGCGCGCUCGUGUCGCCCGAGGCGGCCGCGAACCUCGUUCCGCACGUCGACGCGGGCGAGCUCCAGGCGGCUAUGGUCGCCGACUACUCGGAUCGGCUCGCCGGUGCGGCUCAAGACGAGGUCAAGCAGCUCCUCGACGAGCUCGUCGAGUCGUACGUGUCGCAGCAGGCCAUCUCGUCCGCCAUCGUCGAGGACCUCUCGACCAAGUCGACCUCGCACGACAUCGUCGGUCUCUCGACCGUGUGCGACGCCCUGGUCGACCACCGCGACGCGCUCGCCGUCCUGCUCGUCCAUGUCGAGGCGCGCGAGGUGCUCGGACCUGUCCGGGCAGUGCUCGACGAGGUCGACACGUCGCAGGACGACUUUGGCGACGGCAACCCGAUCGAGCGGUACGGCGGCCUGGUCCUCUUCGUGCAGCUCGUCGCACGUCGCUUCAAGCUCCACUCGGACCUCGCGCACCACCUCGGGUCGGCGUCGAGCUUCGUCACGACCUGGCUCCCGUCGUGCUCGGCCGUGUACGCGCUGUCGACCCUAUCGGACGACGAGCGGAGCGUCGUCAGUGGGUGGAUCGGCGCGCUGUUCGGUGAGGGGAUCUCGGACGACUUGAUGCACGCCACCAACCCGCGUACGCUCCUGCGCGUCGCGCCGACCAUCCUCAAGCAGUCGCUCCUGGCGCGCCACGCCGGCGUCGUCGACCUCGACAGCCUGCGCGACGCCCUGUCGUACUUCCUCCAGGAGCUCUUGCGCUUCACGCUUCCCGGCGUGCUCCUGUGGCUCGUCGAGGAGGUCGAGCGGACCUCAGCGUCGCCGCAACAACUCGCCAUGUUCGACAUCCUCCAGACGCUCGUCCUCGCGCCGUCCCUCCCUCCAUCCAUCAUCGAGCUCGUCGCCCCCUCCCUCGUCCGCCUCCUCCUCGACCCCUCGAUCGCCGCCCUCCCGUCCUCAGCCCUCGACCGCGCAAAACUCAUCAAGCUCGUCAAGCCGUUCCGGCCCUCGGCUAAGCGCGCCCUGCGCUUCGCGGCGCCGCAGGAGCCGCGCGACGAGCACGACGGCCGUGCGCCGCUCGAGGCGCAGCUGCGCGCAGAGCUGGCCGCGCUCGGAGCGGCGACGGCGACGGCGACGGCGACGGCGACCGGGAACGGCGACGCAGCGGCGCACGGACCGCUGCCGCCGCCGCCGCCGCCGGGCCUCGCGCGCUCGUUCGCUCGCGCGAGGGCGCUCGCCCCUCGAGGCGACGGCGACGCAGCUUUCCUGCGCGGCGUCGUCCUGCCCGCGCUCUUUGCGGCCGCCGACAGCUCGUCGACGCCGUCGACGGCCGUCCACGCCGAGCGCGCCCUCGUCGCCCUCGUCGGCUCGUCAAGCUCGUCGCUCGGCGCCGGCGGGGCCGCGACGGGCGCAGCGCUCCUGCCCACGCUUGUCGGCGAGGUCCUCCUGCCCGACCUCGAGGCCUGGGCGCGCACGCCCGUCGCAGCCGGCGGCUUCGGUGGCGCCGAGGAGGAGCCGCCGCAGCAGCGGCGCCGGCGUCGACAUGUCGCGCUCGUCGCAGACGUCGUCGCCGGUGCGGCCAUGUGGACGCUCGAGGUCGAGAGGCGGUCGGCGGGCGGGCGAGGAGAGGAGGGCGCGGCGCAGGGGACGAGGCGCGCGCUGCAGCUGCUGAGCGACGGCGUCGCUCAUGCCCGGCGCGGCGUCAAGCGGUCGACGGCGGCUGGGGCGGCGGCGGGCAAGGGAGGAGCACGAGCUGGAGCGGGGCUCGAGAGUGGCGCAGACGAGGUCACGGUCCUCGACGCAUUUGUCGAGCGGCUCGCGAGCUGGCCGGACGUCGUCGAGGCGUGCCCGGCGGUCGUUGCUCUCACUUCUCUCGACGAGCCGUAGCGAGCAACAUGCACACAAGGAACUUCGA